ACGCACGCCUAUGCUUUUCUAUCUAUCCCUCUCUCUCUCUCUCUCUCUCUCUCCACACACACUUACUUCCCAUGUGCACUCCCUCACCUCCCUAAUUAACAAUGGACAGUAACAACCACCAUCCCCAAAACCCUAACCCUAACCUUACUUGCACUUAUCAAAACACUGAAUUCUUCGAUACGUUGCCGGAUUUUGAACUCUCCGAUUAUCUCAUGCUUGAAGAUGGCACUGAAGGAGAUUUGUCGUCUCAAAAUGUGACUUCCUCUGAUAAUGUCACCGGUGGCUCUGUUGAAUCGGCCGGUGCAACUUCAACAAAUAGUAACAUAAAAUGUAGAACUGGGGUGAAGAGAAACAAGCCGGAUCAAGCGGAUUUUAGGGUUGCAUUUAGAACAAAAUCAGAGUUGGAGAUCAUGGAUGAUGGAUUCAAGUGGAGAAAGUAUGGGAAGAAGAUGGUUAAGAACACCCCAUAUCCAAGGAACUACUAUAAAUGUUCAAGUGGAGGGUGCAAUGUGAAGAAGAGAGUGGAAAGAGACAGAGAAGACUCAAGCUAUGUGAUAACUACAUAUGACGGAGUUCACAACCAUGAAAGCCCUUGUGUGGUUUAUUACAACCACACCCCCCUCAUGGUACCUCAUGGCUGGACUUUGCAACCUUCUUCUUCUCAAUCCUCUCCAUCAUGAAUUCCCCGUGCUUUACUUUUUUUUAUCAAGCAAGUUAUAAAAUACAUUAGCUAUGUAGUGCAAAAAAAACAUUUCGAAAUGUAUCUGAAAACGAAAUGUGUGGUGUAAAUUUAUAUGAUGUGAAUUGCACCCAAAAUAAACUUUAUUACACACCUUUUGUUUUUGGACCCUUCUUUUUUUUUUGAACACUUAUUUUUGAACCUUUUGAAAUACUAAAUACUAUUCUAAGCGCAUA
Molecule: messenger RNA, 915 nt
Organism: Camellia sinensis
Lineage: Eukaryota; Viridiplantae; Streptophyta; Magnoliopsida; Ericales; Theaceae
Product: putative WRKY transcription factor 51
Biological process (GO): regulation of DNA-templated transcription
Molecular function (GO): sequence-specific DNA binding; DNA-binding transcription factor activity
Source: RefSeq, a predicted model, not a curated record